UUGAUCAGAUCAAACAACCUCCUUUCUUGUUUUAACUAUGUAUAAACGAGAUUUAAUGAAAUAUUUGUCAAAACAGCCUAUUUUAUUUGUAGAAAUUCGAAUCAUAAUUAAGAGCGACCCUACCCGCCCCCCGUGAUAGUCAAAGCUCCGUGAAACGACGAAACCAGGGAAACGAACCUGACGAACCUCACGCACAAAGUUCCCAUAAUGCAUUUUUGUGUCGCGCGGGAUUGCGCAUGCGCCUGCUGCGCAACAACAAAAUAAAAUGGCUACACGGUGAAAUAAAUACAGAGUACCAAGAGUAAAUAAAUAUUCGUGUGACCGCGUAAAAACGAGGUCGUAUCGAAUAGUUUGGUAAAAAAAAACUAUUUGGCGCUCUUUAGUACAAUUGUUAACUCGUACCGCUUACAGUUGUUACGGGGUGAUUAAACUUGUGCGAUCGUGCAUGCGGUUAAUUUCUACACACAACACGAUGCUCCGUUCACGAAGCGAUAUGAAAAGGCGAGUUCGGCUGGUGUAGCUCACGAGAACUGUACCGCAGCAUGAAGGAGAUGCUUGGAGGCUGCUGCGUAUGUUCGGACGAGAGGGGUUGGACGGAGAAUCCGUUAGUUUAUUGCGAUGGCCAGGGGUGCACGGUCGCCGUACACCAAGCAUGUUAUGGGAUUGUUACGGUACCAACUGGUCCAUGGUACUGUAGAAAAUGCGAAUCGCAGGAACGCAGCGCUCGCGUGGAGCAGCGCUGCGAGCUGUGCCCAAGCAGGGAUGGAGCACUCAAGAGAACGGAUCAGGCAGGGUGGGCACAUGUUGUCUGCGCUCUUUAUAUUCCAGAAGUCAGAUUUGGCAAUGUCACUACCAUGGAGCCGAUCAUCUUGCAACUGAUACCAUCCGAACGAUUCAACAAGACGUGUUACAUCUGUGAGGAACAAGGUAGAGGUAGCCGUGCAAACGUAGGUGCUUGCAUGCAGUGUAAUAAAGCAGGUUGCAGACAACAAUUUCACGUUACUUGUGCACAAGCUCUAGGUCUACUUUGCGAAGAAGCUGGUAAUUAUUUAGACAACGUAAAGUACUGUGGUUACUGUCAACAUCAUUACUCUAAACUGAAAAAAGGUGGUAAUGUCAAAACAAUUCCUCCGUACAAACCAAUUCCAGCGGACAAUGGUUCGUCAGACUCGUCGCCCGAAAAAGAGGCUGAAACACCUAUCAAAACGUCUAGUAGCGGUAAGCGCAAGAGUUCAAACUCAAAGGCGAACACAUCGUCUAGUUCAAAGAGUAAAUCGAGCGCUAGUCCUAGCUUAGAAAUAAAUGGAAAUGUCGACGACAAGAGCGGAAGUGGUCGUAAUACGCCUAAAGAAAAUUCCUCCAACCCAAGUAAAUUCACCACCUCAAAUUUCGUAGAGACCGUUGUCACUCAGUCGGAGAGUGUUUUUGGGCACGAGAACGCUACUACAAAGUCUGGAUCUAAUUCAAAUGUGAUUCACAAAAGCAGCAGCCAAUCCAAAUCCAGUUCAUCUUCGUUCAGUAAGGGCUCAAGUCAUGUGAGCAAAAAGAGAAAAACUGGCGCCCGAACACCUACUGUAAUUGGAAAUGAAAAUUCAAAUCAUUCCAUUAGUUCCGAAGCAAGUGGAUCAGUUGUUGUGGCCGUUACUUCGGUCGUUCAACAGACUAUUAACACUAACAUUAUUGUACCUACUGUAACCGAAGCUACCAGCCUAAGCACAACUACCGAACCUGAAAAAAUAAAGAAGCCAAAAGUUGAGAGUCUCGCUGUGCAAUCGUCAUCCCAUCUUCCAGUUACAACGGAGGCCACGACUACUCCGGUUAUAACAUUGGUCACUCAAGCUCAACCCUCAGUUCCUACCCAAUCACCAACAACGACUUCCAAUAGCAUAGUUGUCUCUGUUCCCUUGACUGCCACUUCUCUUCCCUGCUCUGUACAAAGUGUUGUAACCAGUGCUCCAACCCUGUAUCAACAACUGCAGCAAAGCGUCGUAACCACAGCAGCUACUAAUGAUUCUAAACAAAGUCCAGUUCCUGCUGAGAGCAUGCCUGCCAAGAGAUCACGGUCACAAUCAUCUGACAAACCUGACAAAUCUCGUAAGCCGAAACGAGGAGCUUCGUCAAACAGUCAGCCAAUCCCACCUCCACCACUGCCAACCACGACAACAUCGACAGCGUUACCCAACAGUAUUGUUAGCACAACUAAACGUGGAAGUAGAAGUAGCCAUCAGACUCCACCACCGGCUGUAACUGUGGCUCCAGUCACUUCCAUCAUUCAAGGACCGAAUCAAGGAGUCGGUCAUUUCAGUAGCAUUGCAUCUGGCACAACUAUGGGACCUACGGUCAAAGACUCCCCACCAAGCAGUCCCGGCUCAGAAAGUAUGAGUAGUUCAGGACCGGUUCGACGGAAGCGAAAAAGUGCUGGAACUCCUUGUACAACAAUAGCACCAUCCACAUCCAAUAAUACGCCAAUGGCAUUAGCGAACAGCACUAAGGAAGAAAAAGACAUUAAACUGUUUCAAAAUGGUGUCAGCGCACCUCACAUGCUUGGAAAUCAAUUAAACCCUAGCUCAACAAUGGCACAGAAAAUGUCAGAUACACUUACCCAGGAAUUAGAAGCCCACUCGAUAUUCACUGAAGCUAAUAAUCCCACCAGCAGUCUGGUCGGGCCACAGCUACAUAGCCGUGUUAUUGCUUCUAUAAGAUCCAGUCAGUCUGCACCAGCAACAACAUCUUUGUCAUCUGUAUUUGCAACAAACAGUGGUCCAAAUGCGGCCGCUUCUAGUAGUGGAGCGUUAGGUGGAGGCGCGAUCCCUCAAACUUUGGAUCAACUUCUUGAAAGGCAAUGGGAACAGGGCAGCCAGUUUCUUAUGGAACAGGCUCAACAUUUUGACAUUGCAUCCCUCUUAUCAUGCUUGCAUCAAUUGAGAGCUGAAAAUCUGAGGCUCGAAGAGCACGUCAACAGCCUUUUGCAGAGGAGAGAUCACUUGCUUGCAGUAAAUGCUAGAUUAGCUAUUCCACUGACAACACAGCCAAGCACGCAUACAGUGAACAAUAUACAUCCUUCGGUAAACCCUACCCAUGCAAAUAUUCCUCACCCGGACGUCCAACCAGGAGGACCAGCUCCAAUUUCUAGGGUCAGUCGUGAAGCCCGAGUAAACAACAGUUACUUACCGCAUUCAAGUUCAAGCACGCAUUCCACCCCACUAGAAAACGGUUUACCACCCGAUCCCUCGCCACCUGCAGCUGCCUCUCUUACGCAAUAUCAACACAGGGGUUCUCUAGUUCCCCCACAACCAAGCCCGACAAUUAGGCAUAGUCCAGCUGGCAGUGGUUACCAUCAAGGACAACCUAGUAAUAUCGUGUCACCGGGAAGUGCAAACAGCUCUGGAAUUGUACGAAAUUCUUCUGUCACACCCGACCCACUGCGAGGUGUCCCUAGAUCCGGAGCACCCUCUUCGAGCAAUUACAUGCCUUCUAUGUAUCAGCAGACUAUGUCGAACCUAGCGAGUAGUCAAGUGGGAGGCAUGCACAAUAUACAUUCGCAUGGACCCACGCCUACCAGUCAUGGACCUCCAGGUAAACCCAGCUGAAGGUAGGUUUGGGCCCAGAAUGGGCAGAACGAUGCAUCUCCCGCAAGAUCCCAAGCUAUGCCUUACGGUAGUCGGUCACAUUGUCAUCGUAAGCGAUAGGCACUUUUGAGCGAUAUGAUUGUCAUUCAAAAUUGACAUUAUCACUAGGAAAAUAAUCAAGUCGCGAGAUUGUCGCAGGGCAAAACUUAUCGCUUGAGAAAUAUUAGUUCUUGUUCAACCACUAACAUUUACUAUGAUCUGUCCUAGGUCUGUGUCUAUUAUCAUUUUACUCACAAUCAGUAACAUUUUACCCCAGUACCGAAAUGGAAUCAAUAAACUUUGGUUAUCCUUUCAAAUGUAAUUAAUUAUAAUUUCGAAUUAUAUUCGACGAUUUCGCUUGCCAUUCAUUUGAAAAACUUCAAAAUGUAAAGAUUUUUGCUUGGAAUUCGAAAAAAAUGUCGUAAAACCAAAUUUUCCUGAGCAUGCUUUGAAUUAAUGCGACUGAGAACGAAAUAGUUCGAAAUGGAAUCAAAAAAAAAUCCAACUUCCGUGACAAAUUUCAAUUGUAUUUUACCAAAAGCGCACGAGCGAAAUUAUGCAUUCUUUCACCUAAUGGUAUGGAGUGCAUGGCCAGUCUAGUUGAGAAUCAGGAUAGUUAAGAAUUAUUCUUCAUUUUUCAGUCAAGAGCGUCUUGAACAUUGCUCAGUGAUCGGUAAUUCCAAAAUGUUUUCUCGUAAUGUAAUUAUUUUGAUUAUGAUUUUCGAAUCAUGUUUAAUCGAAAGCAACUCUCAUAAACUGUUGUGAUCAAAUCAAUUAUAUACUUAUACAACAUAUAUCUAAUAUUGUAUUUAUAUCAUGAGCAAGAGAUUAUUCCUAUCACUUUUAUAUAUGAAUUUUAUAUAAAACAAUAAAUUAUCGCGACAAAUCCAAAACUACAUACUCAAACGUGUACGUUUAUCCAUCUAUUCAGGCAUUUUUGCUUUUUACGUAACCUAAGACUCAACAAACAUAAAUAAUUAGAAGCAAACUUAGAUGUUUACAAUUUUAGCCAAUUUAAUUAACAUGGACGACGAUACGCCGAUAAACGUCAGUUGAUUUCUGAUUCUAUAAAAUAGUAGGAAAAAUUAUUGAAGUCAUUAGAUUCCUAAUGUUGGAAUUGUAAUUUGACAGUAGACAGUGAUAAUGAUACAGAUCAUAAUAAAUUAGAUUCUGAACAAUGAUUAAGUAUACCAAAGUCAACUGGUAUUUACAAUAACGAUUCUAUUAUUAUCAUCAUUAUUAUCAUCAUUAUUUUUUCUUUUAACAAAGUCUCAAGGGCAUUGACUUUAGCUAACGAAGACGAAAGCCCACAGAUGUACAAACAUUAGAUAAGUAAGUUAACCUAUCGUGGAAAAAGAUAGCAAUAACAAUAACAGUUGUAUGUGUAAUAAAUCAAUUUAAAUUAUGAUUGGAGAAUAAAUGCCUGUAAAUGAGCAGUUGUAUGUGAUUUCAAAUGAAUAAUCAAUUUACAUCAUAAGUGGAUAUUUCUCAAUUUUCUUUGGCUUCACAUGCAAUUGGUUUGGUAUUAUAAUUUUAUUUUCUUUGUGUAGUUUAUACACGACAAAUUUAACAAAUUUUCAACUAGAACGCCUACAAUGUACAGUUAAGAUGAAUAUUCGUCCUAUUUCAAAACUGGUAUCGAACCAUAUUGUAAAUUUUAAUUAUAACCGAUAAACACUGCCUUCCACGAAUAAGGGUUUUGAAAUAGGCUGACACUCUUAGUAACCCAUAACAAGCGUGGGUUAGUUAUAAUUUUUAUUAUUUAGCUAAUUGAUCAUAUUACUUAAUUUUUUACAUAGACUGCCCGAAAGACCAGUCAAGGAUAUCCUUACGGAAUCCACCUUACAGUGUCAAAUACAUGAUCACAGAUGCAUUUUAAUAUUUUCGGAUGAUAAAAAAAUGAAAUAUAAAAAUUGAUGAUGCUCAUUAAGGUGGAUUACCAUCCGGAUACCCUUCAUCUUUUAUCUUUGCAAAGGUAUGGUCCUUCAUAUUUUGUAUAUCGACAAAUCCAAAUCGAAAUUUAAUUUCAUUACCAUCUAACCGACGUUAUCACAUGUACAUACGAGAAAUGGUACACUCAAUUCUUUUACAGCUAAUUAUUUUUAUUGUAAAUAAGGAAUAAUUUUUUUUCCUGGUAGGACUAUCGUAGUCAUUUUAUGCUUAUUGAUUAUUUUCAGUACUCUAAGCACGCUACAAAUAUUUAUAUAAUCUGGAAGAUUUACUUCAAAUUUCUACAUGGAAAAUAUUUAAUGAUUUAAUCAGAAUAACAUAAUUCGACUUCGAUUUCAAAUUUGACUGAAAAAUACAUACAAGGGGAACCAAGUGCAGUAAUCAUGAACUGAAGCUCUAUCUAUUACGCGUGCGUCUAUUUUACCGCCAAAUUAUUGACAGAUCGAUAGAAUUUUUAGGAGCAUAAAAUUCAUGUUUAUCGACCAAUCAGAACUCUGGCAUUCAUUUAGAAAAUUGUCAUUUCUGCUACUGGCAUGAAAAAGUAUGUAAUUCAAGUUUGUCGGCUCCACGUGCAAGUUUUGACUCUGUUCAUCGUUAUUUUCAAUCAUUCAAUACAUACAUUAUACUAUGAAGAAAUGUAGUUCGAUACAAAAAAAGUUCAACUUUCAGGAAAGGUAAUAAUAAAUGUAAAAAUAUCGGUGGAAAGUUUUUUUCCCGCCAAUCUCAGGAGUCAAAACACGGGCAUUUGGAACUUGAAGUUACGUGUGAAUGUAUAUAAAUAUAUAUUUAUAUAUACAUUUAAAUAUAUAUAUAUAUCUGCUGCACAAGAUCUGCAAAGAUAUCGGCAAACAAAACAAUUCAACCGGCAAAUAAGUUUAAAUGUUACUCAGGGAAUUAGUUGAUACUAUUUCCUUCAUUUGUAUAUUGAUAUAAUUAUUAAUUAUAACCAUACUGCGGUCUUGAAGACAAAAUUUAAUAUAGAAUAAGAUUUGUACAACAUGAUAUUUUCUGAUCAUAAACUUUUCAUUGUGGCAGUUUUGACGAGAAGCAAGAAAAAUCGAUCUCGCCAUAUUUUUAGAUAGGCAUAAAGAAAAGCUACGAAACUAAAUAAUUAAAAUAAAUAAAUUAAAAAAAAAUAAAAAUAAAUGGUGUCUCAAAUAUCCUAAAAACCAAAUGUAUGAUAUUUUUUCACAGUAAUCGUGCCAAAUUUUUGUACUACUGUUAAUCAUUGAAUCAAUUGUUUGUCGAAACGAUUAAUCAAUUAGUAGACUUGUAUAAGAUACCAAGAAUAGAGUUGAUGUACGAUUAAAAAGGAAAUUAAAAAAAAUCAGAGUUGCGAAUAAUUCACCAUAGUCAUCAUCGUUUUCGUCAUCCCGUUAUUAACUACGGAACACAACGGCUACCCGGAAAGAGCAAGUUCCAAAAUGAUAUCUUAUUCGUCAAUAAUUCAUUGCCGCUUUCAUUCUAUCGCAAUCCUUCGAAGAUUUAUUUCAUUAGAUAAAAAAAAACAAGGUUGUUGACAAUGUUCUUUUUAUUUCGAUAAAACUAUUACGAAGAACUAUGUUGGGAGUUUUUGUUGUUUUUGAUCAAGUAUCGAUGUAAACACGUAUGACUGUAUAGAAGCCGACGCCACAUACGCUUAUACCCAUCGUGUAUUUCAAUUAAUACUCCUAUCAUUGUAUUGUACCAUAUUCAGUAGCAGAAAUAUACCAAUACUAUCAUACCCUCUUCUAACAUAUACGUAUUAGACGAAGUAAAUCGCUAGUUUCAUUUUAUGUAUAAAGUAUCAUAUAGCGUAUUAUAGAUUGGGCCAAAGUGAUAUGCUUGGGAAAAUAAGAGAAUUACGAAGAAAAAGAAACUCGACCACCAAUUUUGGCCUAUUCUCAUACAUGAUUAUUAUUCACUAUAAGAAUAUACAAUAAUAUGAAAUGCCAUAAGUGUUUCCAAUGGAAAAAAUUUCAAUAAAGUCUGAUUGUUUUUUAAAUUUUAA
This is a messenger RNA of Athalia rosae (coleseed sawfly), 7548 nucleotides long. It is a transcript of the gene Alh, whose product is annotated as protein AF-10. The record is from RefSeq and is a predicted model, not a curated record. Gene Ontology annotation, cellular component: nucleus. Gene Ontology annotation, molecular function: histone binding; nucleosome binding. The coding region runs from base 543 to 3590 and encodes 1015 amino acids. Gene Ontology annotation, biological process: regulation of transcription by RNA polymerase II. Lineage: Eukaryota; Metazoa; Arthropoda; Insecta; Hymenoptera; Athaliidae. The transcript has 13 exons.